Messenger RNA from Hemibagrus wyckioides, 1243 nucleotides. RefSeq names its product immunoglobulin lambda-1 light chain-like. Lineage: Eukaryota; Metazoa; Chordata; Actinopteri; Siluriformes; Bagridae. The record is from RefSeq and is a predicted model, not a curated record. The coding region runs from base 72 to 1061 and encodes 329 amino acids. The transcript is spliced from 6 exons.
CUCUCCUUUAUCUGCUCUUCACGGCGCUCAUCUCUUCACUCAGCACCAGAGUCCCAUCACACACGGACACCAUGCUGCCAGCACUCUGCUCUCUCUUCACUGUUCUCUCAUGUGUCAGUGGUGUGACUGUGGUGACGCAGAAGCCUCCUGUUCUCACACUGACUCCAGGACAGACGGCCACCAUGGACUGCAAUCUGGGGACUGUCACUGGUGCUAGUUCACGCUGGUACAAACAGGUUCCUGGAGGAGUUCCUCACACGUCCCUGCAGUCUCUCCUUUAUCUGCUCGUCACACCGCUCAUCUCUUCACUCAGCACCAGAGUCCCAUCACACAUGGACACCAUGCUGCCAGCGCUCUGCUCUCUCUUCACUGUUCUCUCAUGUGUCAGUGGUGUGACUGUGGUGACGCAGAAGCCUCCUGUUCUCACACUGACUCCAGGACAGACGGCCACCAUGGACUGUAAUCUGGGGACUGUUCAGAACUCUGGACGCUGGUACAAACAGGUUCCUGGAGGAGUUCCUCAGUAUGUGUUACGGCAUUAUCCUGACUGGGACUCUCCUGAAUAUGGAUCUGGUUUUUCGUCUCCCAAAUUCACAUCAACACAUUUGUCUAAAUCAGAUUAUAAACUGAUAAUCAGUAAUGUGGAGGUGGGAGACUCAGCAGUGUAUUACUGUCACACAUGGGACAGCUCUGCUAAAGAGCACGUAUUCGGCCAAGGAACAAAGCUGAUCGUCAGCGAUGCUGCUCUCCCGGUUCCUGUUCUGACCGUUCUCCCUCCGUCCAGUGAAGAGCUGAAGUCUAAUAAAGCCACUCUAGUGUGUUUGGCCAGUGACAUGUCUGUCGGUUUUGCUGAUGUCCGCUGGCUCGUGAACGGGAACUCGGUCACCAGUGGAGUCAUCACCGGCUCUGUACAGCAGCAAGACAAUAAGAAAUUCACACUGAGCAGCUACUUGACCAUCGACAGCUCCGAGUGGGACAACAGCAAAGUCAUAACAUGUGAAGUGUCUGCUGGAGGAAAAGCCGCAUCAGUGAAGAUUAACAAGUCUGAAUGCAGUGAAUGAACCCAUUCACAACUUUCACAUGUUAAUUGUUUAGUUGCGAAUCUUUCUAAGACCUGUAGUUUAAACUGUAGAAAAUAAUUUCUUAUUACUGAGACUGUAAUGACCUGAUGGUUUAAUUGUUUUGCUUUUGUGUUUGAGAAAUAGAUUGAAGUUUAAUAAAGUGCAUAUCUGAAAAAGGAAUU